AUUUCUUGGUUAUUGGCUGCACAGUUCACCUGAUUUGACAUUUAAAAAACGCACUGUAAUUCUUGCUGAGUACUGGUGAUUAAACAAAAAUAAUCGAUACGUCCUUUGAAAAUUGUUAAAAAAUGGUUGCUCCAAAGAAGGAAGAAAAAUCUGUAGCUGAGGUGAAGAAAGACGAAGUGAAAGAUGCACCGGGAAAGGAGGCAAAUAAAGACGCCAAAGACGAAGGUAAGGAACAGGAGCUUUCCGACGAAGAUCAACAGUUACAAGAUGAACUAGAAAUGCUCGUUAGUCGCCUGCAAGAGCCCGACAAUUCCCUAUACUUGCCAGCACUGGAAAUGCUGGCAAAGCUAAUAAGAGCCUCUACUACAUCCAUGACUUCGGUGCCGAAACCUUUGAAGUUCAUGCGGCCUCAUUAUGACACUAUGAAAACGCUGUAUAAGCAGAUGCCCGAUCAGCAAACGCGACAAUUGUGCGCUGAUAUUAUUUCUGUACUUUCCAUGACUAUGGGCAGCGGUAAAGAUUGUUUAGCGUACCGUUUCCUCUGCGAUCGGUCGCAAAAAAUUGGAGACUGGGGUCAUGAGUAUGUACGCCACUUAUCUGGCGAAAUAGCGGCGCAUUACUUGGAUACAUCUGAAGAAUUUCAAUCACAGUUGAUUGAAUUGGUCAAACAGAUUAUACCGUAUAAUAUGGAACAUAACGCUGAAGCAGAUGCUUGCGAUUUGCUUAUUGAGAUUGACCAUCUGCAUUUGUUGCAAGAAUAUGUGGAUGAAUCGGCAUAUCCACGCGUUUGUUUAUAUUUACAAUCUUGCUAUCCGUAUGUGCCCGAACCAGAUAAUACUAUAAUUUUGGAGACUGCUUUGCAAUUGGCACGCAAAUUUAAACAACACACGCAAGCCUUGCGUUUGGCAUUGAUGCUGAAUGAUAUGGAUAAAAUCACUGAAAUAUUUAAGGAACCUAAAGAUGCCGCGGUACAAAAGCAGCUUGCUUUCAUGCUAGCCCGCCAGCAAGUGUGCCUGGAAUUAGAUGAGUCUGUGCCAGAUUAUGAUGAUCUAAUGGAAAUCAUGUCCAAUGCGAAUUUAAAUAAACAUUUCUUGAAUUUGGCACGUGAACUUGAUAUCAUGGAAGCCAAAACACCGGAGGACAUAUACAAAUCUCAUUUAGAUAAUGCACGUACGCGUUUCGCCUCGAUACAGGUUGACUCAGCGAAGCAAAAUUUGGCUGCCAGUUUUGUAAAUGGUUUUGUAAAUGCUGGCUUUGGUGUAGAUAAACUACUCUCCGAAGAUGGCAAUAAGUGGCUGUACAAAAAUAAAGAGCACGGCAUGCUCUCUGCGACCGCCUCUCUAGGACUGAUUCUAUUAUGGGACGUUGAUGGUGGUUUAACUAUGAUUGAUAAAUAUCUGUAUUCAACCGAUGAUUACAUCAAAUCCGGUGCUCUUCUCGCAUGUGGCAUUGUAAAUUGCGGAAUACGCAAUGAGGUUGAUCCUGCACAUGCCCUACUCUCUGAUUAUAUUGAUAAUCAAAAUAUAUCUAUGCGUAUCGGUGCUAUUCUGGGUCUAGGUAUUGCAUAUGCUGGCUCUAACCGCACAAUUGUCAUAGAUACAUUGAAAACGGUGUUUGCGACCAAUGGUAAAAAUGUUGCUAAUGUAGAAGUUAUGGGUAUAACCGCGUUAUCGUUGGGUUUGAUAUCGGUGGGCUCGUGCAAUGCUGAAAUUACCGAAAUUUUGUUACAAACCAUUAUGGGUCUUUCCAAGUCCGAUUUAAAGGACACGUAUAGCCGUUUUCUAUGGUUAGGAUUAGGUUUGUUAUACCUAGGACGGCAAAAAGCCACCGAAGCGGUUAUGCUCACCUUAGAAGUACUGGAUGAGCCAUACCGUUCUAUGGCUACAACCAUGGUAGAUAUUUGCGCUUAUGCCGGUACCGGAAAUGUAUUGAAAAUCCAGCAUUUGCUACAUAUUUGCUCUGACCAUUAUGAAUCCUCUAACGGAGACGGAGGAGAAGAGAAAGGCAAGAAGGAUAAAAAUAAAGAAAAGGACAAAGCUGAAAAGGAGAAAGAAAAGGAGAAGGAUCUUUCGGCAACUCAGGCAAUCGCUGUAUUGGGAAUCGCUCUAAUUGCUAUGGGUGAGGAUAUUGGAGCUGAAAUGGCUUUUCGCUCGUUCGGAAAUUUACUUCGCUAUUGUGAGCCGUGUAUUCGUCGUGCUGUACCACUUGCUUUAGGCUUAAUUUCGGCUUCUAAUCCUAAAUUAAAUAUACUGGAUACAUUAAGCAAAUUUUCACAUGACAGCGAUGCGGAAGUGGCGCAUAAUGCCAUUUUUGCAAUGGGUCUUAUAGGCGCAGGUACUAAUAAUGCUCGCCUGGCAUCUAUGUUGCGUCAAUUGGCACAAUAUCACUCGAAGGAUCCGAGUAAUUUGUUCAUGGUUCGAAUUGCACAAAGUCUUACACAUUUGGGUAAGGGCACACUGACGCUCAGCCCAUAUCACAGUGAUCGCCAACUAAUGAAUCCUAUGGCUGUUGCGGGUCUUAUGGCAACUCUCGUUUCUCUAUUGGAUGUUAAGACAUUAAUAUUGGGUCGCUCACAUUACUUGCUUUAUACUUUGGUGCCAGCAAUGCAGGCACGCAUGCUGAUAACAUUCGAUGAAGAGUUAAAUCAACUGCAAGUGCCGGUGCGUGUUGGUAUAGCUAUUGAUGUUGUGGGCCAAGCUGGCAAACCUAAAACCAUUACUGGUUUCCAAACUCAUACUACACCGGUUUUACUUGCGAUGGGCGAACGUGCCGAACUGGCAACUGAUGAGUAUAUCUCCCUUACUCCAGUUAUGGAAGGCUUUGUCAUAUUGAAGAAAAAUCCAAAUUUCGUCAAGUAAUAAUUUUAAUGCAUUUUUGUCGAAUUAACCUACAUUUAACACAUACAUAUUU
Messenger RNA from Rhagoletis pomonella (apple maggot), 2910 nucleotides. Its product is annotated as 26S proteasome non-ATPase regulatory subunit 2-like. Gene Ontology annotation, molecular function: enzyme regulator activity. NCBI's taxonomy places the organism in Eukaryota, Metazoa, Arthropoda, Insecta, Diptera, Tephritidae. Gene Ontology annotation, cellular component: proteasome storage granule; proteasome complex; nucleus. The coding region runs from base 123 to 2858 and encodes 911 amino acids. Gene Ontology annotation, biological process: proteasome-mediated ubiquitin-dependent protein catabolic process; regulation of protein catabolic process. The record is from RefSeq and is a predicted model, not a curated record. The transcript has 3 exons.